This is a messenger RNA of Amaranthus tricolor (Joseph's coat), 1293 nucleotides long. RefSeq lists its product as uncharacterized. Lineage: Eukaryota; Viridiplantae; Streptophyta; Magnoliopsida; Caryophyllales; Amaranthaceae. The transcript has a single exon. The record is from RefSeq and is a predicted model, not a curated record. The coding region runs from base 217 to 549 and encodes 110 amino acids.
AUUCUAAUUUCAAUACGUGGAAUACCCUCUUUGGGCCUCUUUCUUGCAAAAUCUCAACCCUUUAAAGCAAAGAAAUCACCAUCCCACCCACCACCCAAGAAAAAAAAUUUCUCAAAAUAAAUAAAUAAAUAAAACUCAUGAAGAAUUAUUAAACUCAAAAUAUCUGAAUUUCCUUCCUCCACUUUCCUCUCCCCAAGAGCAAGCGAAAUUACAAAAAUGGCGGUAUCAGAUGCAGUAAUUGGUAAUCUAAUGACGAUAUACUUAGCUCUAAUUGCAGCGAUCAAGGCGUACGGGCUUACCAUGGAUCAGAGUUUCACUGGAUUAUUUGUGCUUGCGGUGUCGACUGGGGUGGUUACCCUAAUUUUAGUUUCUACUUUGACUUGGGAUGUGUUGCGCAAAGCUACACAAUCAGUUUGUCGUGUCGAUUUACACGGCGGCGGUGAGAUAUGUCGCGGUGGUAUAUGUUGGCACGGUGUCGCGGUUAAAUCUCCGGUAUCUCAAAUCUUGUUUCGAUACCCUCAGCACCAACCAUUACCUCCUCAACUGUAAAAUGUAUAUAUUAUAAUGCUUUUUUUGGAUUUCUAUACAGUACUACUCUAAAUUUUAUAUUGAGUGAUUCAAAUUUGCCUGUUAGAAAAAGAUUUUCUAUUUGAGAUUGUCAAUUUGGUGUUUGGUUUGGAUUUGUACAUAGUUUUUGGAUUGAGUUGGUCUGAUAUAAGUUUUUUUUUUUUUUUUUUUUUUUGUUUUUCGGGAAUUUCGAUUUUAAACGAUGUAAAUGGAAGAAGAUGGAUCGUAUUUAUGUAUAUUUGAUUAAUGAUUAUAUUGUUUGUUUUUGUAUUCGAUAAUAUUAUGUCAUGUGUUUGAUUAACGUUGACUUAAACUAGCAAGCAUCAUUAAAGAAGAUGAGUAUGGGUUAAAGAGGAGUUUCACGGGCCGCGCAGAAACUGCUGCCUCAGUCCGCGGGGGCGCGGUGAGCGUUCUGUCUCAAUUUUGCGGCUCUCGUAGUUGUACACGGCUCGCGAAAUGACGCUUUCUUUUCACGGGAGGUGUCUUUUGGGACGAUUACUUUUUGUUUAUUAUGUAAUAACUUUCUUUUUAAUUAGGCAUUAGUAUAUAAACUCCCAUUUUAGGAUUAAUAUAUGAUGAUUCGCAAAAUUGAGAGAGAUCACAAGAAAUCCAUUAAUUUGUAAGUGUAAUUGAGAUUCAUCUUGUAAUUCUUUGCGAUCAUAGUGAAAUUAUUUAAUUUUGGUGCCGGUGGAUGUAGCUAUCACAUUGAUAGUAAACCACGUUAAA